Molecule: messenger RNA, 2619 nt
Organism: Neolamprologus brichardi
Lineage: Eukaryota; Metazoa; Chordata; Actinopteri; Cichliformes; Cichlidae
Gene: txlng
Product: taxilin gamma
Biological process (GO): regulation of cell cycle
Molecular function (GO): syntaxin binding
Source: RefSeq, a predicted model, not a curated record
CAGCUUGACUCCUGCUUUCAUCUCCGGUGAGGACACACAGGUAACCGCUCCAGGUGUUUAAGCGACGGCUACCCCACUGUUAACGCUUCGGGUGGAUUCAAACUGAUUAGCUCGUGACCGACGCUGAUGGAGACUUCGGGAGUUUGCGAGCUCGAUGUGGGGACGAGACGAAUCGUAGGUGGCAACGAUUCCCCGCCCGACCUGGACAGCCCGUCUCAGGAGGAGGUGUCUGAGUUUGGUUUGGGGCUCUCCUGCACCGAUGAGGAGAGGGGGGAGACUCCAGGCCGAGAGGACAGUCCCAGCGACCUGGUGGAGGCGGAGCUCGAUGCCGGCGGAGAUGCGAAGAACAGAGAGGACAAAGCUUUUGGGAAGGAGGUGGUUCUUCUGAUGCAGGCGCUGAACGCUCUCGCCACUCCUGAGGAGAAGCUGGCCGCUCUGUGCAAGAAAUACGCCGACCUGCUGGAGGAGAGCCGCUGCAUGCAGAAGCAGCUGAAGGCCCUGCAGAAGAAGCAGUCUCAAAUCGUGAAGGAGAAGGUGCACCUGCAGGGGGAGCACAGCAAGGCCAUCCUGGCCCGCAGCAAGCUGGAGAGUCUCUGCCGGGAGCUGCAGAGACACAACAAGACCCUGAAGGAGGAGAACGCCCAGCGGUCCAGGGAGUACGACGAGCAGCGGAAGGAGGCCAUGCUGCACUUCCAGAUGACCCUGAGCGACAUCGAGGUGCAGAUGGAGCAGCACAGCGCCCACAACACCAAGCUGAGGCAGGAGAACAUGGAGCUGGCCGAGAAGCUCAAGAAGCUCAUCGAGCAGUACGAGCUCCGAGAGGAGCACAUCGACAAAGUGUUCAAGCACAAGGAGCUGCAGCAGCAGCUGAUGGACGCCAAGCUGCAGAGAAUCACUGAGAUGAUGAAGGAAGUGGAGGAGAAGCAGCAGCGUGAGAGAGACUUUCUGCUGAAGGACGCCACCGAGUCCAGACGCAAGUGUGAGCUGAUGAAGGAGCAGGAAACCCAGCUGAAGCAGCAGCUCUCUCUGUACAUGGACAAGUUCGAGGAGUUCCAGAGCACUCUGGCUAAAAGCAACGAGGUCUUCACCACCUUCAGACAAGAGAUGGAGAAGAUGACCAAGAAGAUCAAGAAGCUGGAGAAGGAAACGACCCAGUGGAGGACCAAAUGGGAGAGUAAUAACCAGGCGCUGCUGCAGAUGGCAGAGGAGAAAACGCUGCGUGACGGUCACUUCAAGGCUCUGCAGGGGAAGCUGGAGCUGCUGGAGAGGCUGUGCAGAGCUCUGCAGAAGGAGAGGAACGACCUGAAUAACCGACUCAGCCUCCUCCAGGAGCAGGGAGACAAAGGGAGCGCCGCAUCUCCUCAGGCUGAGCCGCGAGAGCCUUCGGCCGAGGAUGGAGAGGAUUCGGAGGAUUCGGCGCAGGGUGACGGGCCGGAGACGGCGGACGUUCAGGAAGCUCCCAGACCACCUGAAAUGGACCCGACGGCGUCUCCCGGUGACAGCGAGCCUGCAGAGACGGCGAUCACGCCGCAGGACUGAGCUCACCUCGCAGCCUGCGUGGAGGUGAGGGGGCGUGGUGGGAGGGGCUUCACGCAGCUCCAGCCUAGUUCCACAACUAGCCAGAAAACCAUCUUCAGUGGAGAUAGAGCUCUUUUUUUUAACAUAGACCUCAGAUUUCUACACAGAAGCUGAAGCCGUGUCUCUUUGUGUGAUAAAUGAUUGUAUCAGAUUCUCUAAAUCGUGGCCCACGGUAACGAGCGCACUUCUUCAUACUCCCCGUUUCUACUCGAUCUUUAUUUUCAUAGGGAACCUCCAGGCGGGCCUUCGAUUUCUCUCCUCACACGCCCGAGUAUGACUUUGAUUUGAGUCGGACACGCUGUCGAGCGUCUGAGAAAACGGGACUGGGGUCAGAGGUCAUCUGACCGACCACAGGGGCGGGAAAUGGCAGAACCUCGCAUUGUAGUUGGUUCGAAGUGUUUCCAGCAGAUUGAGUCUUGAUUGAUUUUAUUAAUGAUGAAUAAGUCUGUGGAUGUUUCCUCCACCUGCUGCACGUUCAGGUGAGAGGAAACUUUCAUCACGUUUAAACGAAUGUUUAGAAAAAUAAUCAAAAUGAUUCAAUUUGAACUUUAUUGAAAUGUAGCAGCUUCAGUCUGGUCACAUAAAUGUUUUUUGGUUUUCAUUAACAACUGGCAAUAACAGGAAGUGACUGUAGUUUAACGUCACGUCGUUAAUGUCACGCGGCUGCCAUCGGGACGCAGCGGGAUCGCUUUUGAACUUGCUGAUAGGCGCUGAGUCGGCAUGGCGACAGCCUCUGUCAGGUUUUUAAAAAAACAAAUACAAACCAUGAGUUUGGGGCGUUGUUUGCUGCCCCCCUGUGGUCAACCAGUGUCAUUUCCUCUCCUUUGAAGCCGUUUAACACGUUUCUGGGGAUCAUGCAUGUGUUUUGUGUUGAGGAGCGUGUGAGGAAGAGUCGAAGGCCUUCGUCCUCUGAAAAGUGAUUUCAUGUAAAUUAUGUUUGGAAAUGAUGAUGGGCUCUGUGAUCUUUAUACUGGAAGAAGCUGAAUGUGAUUUUUCUUUUUUUAAUGAAUCUGAAUAAAAAAAAAUGUUGGUUUCUGUCAA